Anguilla rostrata (American eel) is the source of this 3029-nucleotide messenger RNA. RefSeq names its product centromere protein P (gene cenpp). Gene Ontology annotation, cellular component: chromosome, centromeric region; nucleus. NCBI's taxonomy places the organism in Eukaryota, Metazoa, Chordata, Actinopteri, Anguilliformes, Anguillidae. The transcript has 8 exons. The record is from RefSeq and is a predicted model, not a curated record. Gene Ontology annotation, biological process: CENP-A containing chromatin assembly. The coding region runs from base 288 to 1121 and encodes 277 amino acids.
UAGCUAGUCUGGUUGCUUAAUCUUUUCAUAAGACCGUGACUGAUAUCCUUCAUAACAUUGCGUAGCUAAUCAGCUUGUUUUGUGAUAUUGUGCACAGCUGUGCUCAUUUAAGAAAGAUUGAGAGGAUUGUCAGGUCGACAAACUCUGUUUAAAUAUUUUAUUUCGUUGAGCUAAGUAAAUACCGAAAAGUAGUUGUAGCUGUCAUUUUCUAACGUCAACUACCCGUCCCGUUCUUGGCUUUUCUUGCCAGAUCUAUCGGUGAGCAUCAAACUCCAACACCUGAAACUAUGGAGCAAGUGUAUGAAGCAGAAAUCAAAUUGCUACAGGAGGAAAUCGCAUUGCUACAAAAUCAACAAGAAAACAAUGAACGAGAGGUGAUAUUGCACAUUGAAGAGCACACACAGCGGACUUUGACAUCACAGCCAGACUUCAAAAGAGGAAAGAAUGAUGCCGUUAUGAAUCUUGAGAAACUGGAGGAAGAUCUGGCCAGACAGACCAAAAUCAAUGGAAUUGUACUGAAAGAGUGUGAAGUGAAAACACUGGAAAAAAGUAGGACAAAAAUUGUACAGCGGUACCGAGUUUCUGGUAACUGCAGUUUCUUAAACUUUCAAGUUGAGUUUGAGCUCACAGAAAUCCAGGAGGAAGACGGCACUAUCGUGAGGAGAAUAACAGCCCUAAAUAUUGUUGUGGAUGGAUGUGAGUUAAUUGAUAUCAGCACAUUCGUAUCUGGAGUGGAGGAGACGAAGAGCCUUCUGCUCUUCUUCCGGGCCCUGAGGGCCUUCUCCGAGAGGUGUGAACAGAGAAGCAGGACGUUCGCGCACUUCAAGGAGAAGUACCCAGAGGUGGUCAGACUUCCAGAGGGCUGCAAGGGUGAAGUCAUGGUGAUCCAGAACCCCAAAAUACCUGGGUGCGCACUGAGCUUCGUCUGGAGCAUAAAUGUUUCUAAUGAUGGAGUGAUCAUACCCAAGAUAGACCUACUGACAAAACUGCCGGAAAAAGCACUGGGUUUGGACGAGGGGAAGGUGGCAGAAAAUGCUCCCCAGUCAUUCCAGAGCCUGCUGCGCAUUCUGGGAGUGGAAGCUGCCAUCGAGGCCCUCAUAGCAGCGGUGUGCGUGGAGUAGCAACACGGACAAGAACGCCAACACGCGUCUCUACAUCAUUUAUUCAAUAUAAACACCUCCUGUACAAUCCCCAUUACGAAAUAUCUGUUAAUGCCAUCUGUACACGUUCUCUCAUCACAUUUAGCCAUGUAUACAUAUACUGUAUGUAAAUAUGUAUAAUUAGUCAAGGCCUAGAAAAAUAAAUAAUUUAAAUACAAAAUGCCCAAAGGCAAAAUCCACUUUUGAGAUUGUUAUACCUAUACACUUAGUCUGUAUUACUCCUGUCUCACAGUGUGAUUUUUUUUCUCUUUUUUAACGCAAGUGUUAUAUCAGUUCUUUAUAGAGGUUAUUCACAGAUAAGUGGCAGCUCUUCUCUUCACAGUUCCUCAUAAAAAUACAGUAUUUCUCUGAACUGUAGGGUCUGAACAUUUAUUCUAUUAAACACACCAGUAGGGUCGUUUUAACUUGUUCAGAGCAAGUGGGUUAAUUUCUUUGUUUGGAUGUAAAGAAAAAAAAAUGAACCAAAGCCUGUUUGCUUGCAACAAAAAUUGAUCAAAACCCUCAAUAUAUACUGCAAAUCCAAAAAUGCAUUCUUUGGUGCAAAAUUACUGACAUUCAUCUCAUUUUCAGAGAACAGUAUUAUUCCGUUUGCUAACUGGAUGGCAGAUGGAGUUGUACACUGAAUCUGCUCAUUGGUGUUUGUCACAGUGUUGCACGUUGCAAUAAAAUAGUUUUGAUCCAGUUGACCUAAAAUCAAGGUACUGCAUUACCGUUUAAAAAAAAUGUUUCAUAUUAAUUUUGUAUCAUCUCACUACUUUUCCUGCGACAUGAAAUUAGGUCUAUGUGUUUGGCUCAUGCCAUUUGCAGAUGAAAAUUAUUCUCCGGGCAGUUCAAGAACUGUGCCUCCAGAUAAAGGAUCAACAUAAAUUUUGAAAUGAGGUUGUAAUAUGGUACCAAAAUAAUGGAAACUAAGCCACUUGCUGUUGCGUUUACUUGACAAUACUUUGAUGAGUGAUGUUAGAGUAACAACUAAGCACUGAGAGAGGAAACCGUGAGCUUUAGGUUAAAAAGGUAAACCCCCUAUGAAUGUCCCUGAAAAUCCAGUUGCCAAACUGAAUCUGACGUGCUGUGGAAUGGGGGCAGAUUCUCUCCAUUCUAUGAAGUUCAAGCCUGAAAUAUUACAGGUUAUGAAAAUUAAGCAGCUUGGUUUCUCCAUGUCAGGUUAUCAUCCCACCACUGCCUCCUUCAGCUCAGACAAACUGAAUUUUGGAAACACAUAGAUUUGGAUUAAUACUGUUUAUGGCAUGGAAAAAUUGUCUGUUCAGACAAUUUCUAACCAAUGUUGGCAAAUUAAGUCCACUUUCCUCUUCCCGUAUGGCAGUCAUGUAUGGUUGCAACACUGAUGGGAAUGUUAUAAUGUCCCACUAUGCUGUUUGCAUGCACUGAAUGGAACUAGACCAAGACUGAGGUUGAUCACAUUAUCUGCCAAUACCUUAGUGACUCCCGCUUAAAGUUUCAAGGUUAGCUAGCCCUUUUCCUGCCUUGUCUUCACUGGGCCUGUUCAACAGAGGUUUCAGUCUGGUGACCUGCUGUAGCAUCGUACAUAAUCCUGGACCCAUGAGCACACGCAUGGGUAGCUGCGCACGCCUUACAUUUUUACCAUGCUCAAAUAUAGGUUUUCUGUUUGCAAUUCCACAGAAGGAAACACUUUCUUUAAGAGUGACCUAAAUGAUGGGACAGGUGGAUGACUGUUGAGGCUCCUACUUCAUUGUGCCUUUAUUUCUCCAAAGUGAAAGACAGCGGGGACUUGAGUGUGUCUGCGCUCCCGUGUGCUUCCCAUUCUCUCCCACAGCUUCUCAAACACUGCAAAGCUGCCUCGUAGCAAAACGCUGAAUCUUUCCAUUAAAACAAUUAAAAAAAAAAAAAAAA